Molecule: messenger RNA, 531 nt
Organism: Strongylus vulgaris
Lineage: Eukaryota; Metazoa; Nematoda; Chromadorea; Rhabditida; Strongylidae
Source: the annotation of a GenBank genome assembly
CAAGAACCAGUGAUGCCGGCACAGCAGAUGGCCUUCAUUCCACAGAAUCCCUUGUUCAUUCCACCGGAUACGCCACCGGCAACUCAUCCAAAUGCCGGAUUUUAUCUGAUUCCCGCAUCUGGCGGUUGGAUGCCUCCGAUGAUUCCCGGAAUGCCCCCGAAUCCAUUCAUACCUCAACCGCUGAUUAAUCCGGAGGCGGUGCUUAUGCGGCAGAGGAGUUUGAAAAAGCCGAAUCAGACCAAAUCACUACAGUUGCGGCAUGAAAUGAUCAUUCGUAACAGCGAUUCUGGGAAAAUUAUGGGAGUGAAGGGAAGAAGAGUGGCUCUUGUGGAGCAGAUGACAAAUACCGUUAUCAGCUUCCAGAAGGCAGCUCAAGAAGCGCUAUCGGAAUAUCUAAGAGCUCGAGCAAAACCUUCAGCUGAGGAGCGUGAAAAACGUAAGGAGCGUAGAAAGAGUAUGCCACUACAGGCAAGCCAUCAAGAGCAAGCAACAGCAAAGAAAGGAAUCCUUUUGUGGGAGAUUGCAGCCUAG